AUGAAGGCCCCCUGUCUCGCCCAUAUGUCUAUCUGGGGUUCCAUCCUUAAAUGUUGGCCAGAUUAUCGAUCUUCACCAUGCAUCCGUUGCGAGUCUUGGGUUCGGCCGAAUGUCACGUCAUACCUCAGCGAGACGGCCGAGGCGCGACGCGACCAAACUCUUCCACGAAUUUCACUGCCCUCUUUCCUGCGACCCACAGGUACUCAUGCCACCGUAACGAUUCCCUCGGUUGAAAUCCACGACAUCGAAACGUCCGCGGAGAAGCGCCCACGCACGCUCAAACACCUGCUCAAGGCCAACCAUGCAAACUACUCCAUCAUCUACCACAACCUGCGUUUUCACAAUCAUACACCCCAUAUCCUGGGAUCGGCGUAUCUACUUGGAGCAACGGCAGAGCAGUUGAAUGAAAUCUAUGAGAAGGAGGCUGAAGGGUUAGAACCAUGGAGUGAUGCACCGGGGGAGAUUACGACGGCGGAUUGGAGGGAAUAUUUGGGGAGGCGUGAAUAUCAACGCGCAUUCAUUGAUUUUUUCGAGGAUCAGCUUGUUAAUCGCAAGUAUAAUCUCUCGGCUCUGUUGGACCAGUUCUUGCUUGGUGGUAAGGAGCCGUUGAUCAAUACGCUGAUUUCCGGACUGGCGCAUCCACUCAUACAUCUCGGCUACGCAUACGAACUCCAAUCGAAGACCGUGGCCAUCGAAGCCCUAGCUCUCGGUGCAUGUUUCUACAGCCCCCUCCACAAAUAUAUUGACGACCCCAAAUACACAAAGCCCAGCCCGCACGGCACUCCUGGAGGAGCAACAAACCUCAUCGAACUACUGCACAAAGUCAAGGAUGACAAGCGCUUCGAUGGUUUGUACGACCACCGCAGCGGCGACAUCAACAAAGUGUUUGAGCAACGCGAAGAAGCCUUCCUCGAAUACUGGAACGCAUGGGAAAUCGUCGAUCCAAAUACGCAAUUCCACGCUGCACAGCAAACCGCCGUCGCCUUUGUGAUCGGAACGGAAGUGCCAGAGGACACGAAGUUUGAUUUCUUCUUUGUCCACGUGCUGACGAGUAGCCAUGCGAUUCGCAUCUUACUGCCACUAGUGCCGGCCAAGUUCCACGUCAGUCUGUUGAGACAGUGGUGGCUGUUUGCGCUCGCAGUGUAUAUUGCACAGAUGAGGCCGGAGAUUAGCACGGCUGAAGCGGCUGAGGCGUGCGACCGUGAGACCAAGGGCUGGAAGUACGUCGUCCACAAGGCGCUCGACGGGCCAUGGGCUAAAGAUGCGCAUUACGUCAAAGCAUUGCGCGCAAUGAAGGUUGCAGAAGAGACGUGGGAGACGCCUGGCAAGGAAUCAAACUACUGGCUCCAUGCCGCCCUUAGGUUUGCAGAUGAAUUCCAGGGCUGGGGAGGCUUUGGAACCGCAGAGUGUGAAGAGAAUUUGGCGUAUCCUGAGAAACAAUAG
Messenger RNA from Plenodomus lingam JN3, 1443 nucleotides. RefSeq lists its product as uncharacterized. Gene Ontology annotation, molecular function: oxidoreductase activity. Lineage: Eukaryota; Fungi; Ascomycota; Dothideomycetes; Pleosporales; Leptosphaeriaceae. The record is from RefSeq and is a predicted model, not a curated record.